GGAUGUAACUAAACAAGGCCUAAUAUAUGGACUUGAACAAGUCGGGAGCUACUGGAGUUAGAAAUUUAUCCUUAUUGCAUGAUAGGUUUGAAAGACCUGAUUUUCCUCAGUUUUUCUCAGGAGCAACUCCACUAGUGGGAAGUUUGCCCUACGCCCAGUGCUAUGGAGGACAUCAAUUUGGUGUAUGGGCUGGUCAGUUGGGGGAUGGAAGAGCGAUAACUCUUGGAGAGGUUGUUAACUCUCGAGGUGAGAGAUGGGAAUUGCAGCUCAAAGGUUGUGGAAAGACUCCAUACAGCAGAUUUGCUGAUGGUCUUGCUGUCCUACGCAGCAGUAUCCGUGAAUUCUUAUGCAGUGAAGCCAUGCACGGUCUAGGCAUUCCUACAACUCGUGCUCUUUGUCUAGUUGAAACUGGAAAAUCAGUUGUCCGAGAUAUGUUCUAUGAUGGCAAUGCAAAGGAAGAACCAGGAGCAAUUGUAUGUCGUGUUGCACCAUCAUUUUUACGUUUUGGUUCAUAUCAGAUACAUGCUUCAAGGGGCAAAGAGGACAUUGAAAUUGUUCGUCGUUUGGCUGACUACAUGAUACGUCAUCACUUUCCGCAUCUUGAAAAUAUGAAAAAGAGUGAAGGUUUGUCAUUCGAGGCAGCCAUAGGAGAUUCUCCAACAAUAGAUCUCACAUCAAACAAAUAUGCAGCCUGGGCCGUUGAGGUUGCAGAGAGGACUGCUUACUUGAUAGCUAGAUGGCAAGGUGUUGGCUUCACCCAUGGUGUACUUAACACUGACAACAUGAGUGUGCUGGGCCUAACUAUUGAUUAUGGACCGUUUGGCUUUCUCGAUGCCUUUGAUCCUAGCUAUACUCCAAAUACCACUGAUCUUCCUGGGAAAAGGUAUUGUUUUGCAAACCAGCCUGAUGUUGGCUUGUGGAAUAUUGCUCAGUUUACUGGACCAUUGUCAUCUGCUGAGCUUAUCAGCAAAGACGAGGCAAAUUAUGUGAUGGAGAGGUAUGGGACAAAGUUCAUGGAUGAGUAUCAAUCUAUCAUGACCAAAAAGCUGGGCUUAACCAAGUAUAAUAAGCAGCUAAUUAGUAAGCUGCUUAACAACUUGGCAGUUGAUAAGGUUGACUACACCAACUUCUUCCGUCUCCUUUCGAAUGUCAAUGCGGAUCCUGGUAUUCCGGAGAAUGAGCUGCUUGUUCCACUGAAGGCUGCUCUCCUAGAUAUUGGGAAAGAAAGGAAGGAAGCAUGGAUUAGUUGGGUACAGACCUAUAUUGAAGAGCUGGUGGAGAGUGGCAUUCCCGAUGAAGAAAGGAAAGCUGCGAUGAACUCAGUUAAUCCAAAGUACGUUCUCCGCAACUAUCUGUGCCAGUCUGCUAUCGACGCAGCUGAGCAAGGUGAUUAUGAGGAGGUUCGCCGGCUGCUUAAAGUAAUGCAGAAUCCUUAUGAUGAGCAGCCGGGAAUGGAGAAGUAUGCACGGUUGCCACCAGCCUGGGCAUACAGACCUGGAGUUUGCAUGCUGUCCUGCUCCUCGUGAACCCAGGAUGCAAGACGUGGGCAUUACAAAAAUAUUUGGGUGGUUGUAGUCUUUCUCCUGUAUAGGGGUACAUCUUAGUUGUAAGUUAUGCUAUAAUGUGUCGAGCAUCGCAUGCUAUUUUUUUUCAGUGAUGCAAGUGUUUAAGGAGAAUCUUAGUCGUAAGUUAUGCGCUAACUAUCAUGUCGUUGCAAGAACAGUGAAGCAGUUCGAUCAGGAAUUAGUAAUUGUGAAGCGAAACACCCGGACAUGUACCUAGAUUUCGGAGAUGUUCUCCAGUGAAAGUAUCCCGUACGGAGAUAGUAGAAUUUUUGGCA
Messenger RNA from Sorghum bicolor (sorghum), 1840 nucleotides. Its product is annotated as UPF0061 protein AZOSEA38000. NCBI's taxonomy places the organism in Eukaryota, Viridiplantae, Streptophyta, Magnoliopsida, Poales, Poaceae. The record is from RefSeq and is a predicted model, not a curated record. The coding region runs from base 27 to 1526 and encodes 499 amino acids. The transcript has 7 exons.